AUGUCGAAUGAUAACGAAAAAUUUUUAAUUGAUUUACAAGAUUUAUUAAACACUCCAGCAACAAGUAAUAAAAGACGGGAUAAAUUUGUAGAAUUAAUUGAUAAAUAUCAACCGAUGGCUAAAACUAGUUUACGAUCAAUUGAAGAUUUUGAUAAUUUACAUGGUCGAUUACACGAUUUAUUACGAUUAACUGAUACAAAAGAUGAUCCUAAUGAUCCUGAUGAAAAGAAGAUGUCAGCAUUAGCAUUAAUUGAUAAGAGUCAAUAUGAAGUAUUUGAAAGCGUGAUGACUGAUCUUCGACGAAUUGCAGAGUCGCUUAUAAUGGAACAGUGUCAUUUAUCGGUACGAUUAAACAACGUGGAGAAUGAAUUAAAUGAUGUUAAACGUUUAUUAUUUGAAAAUGAAUUUAAAAAACUUUGUUUUCUUGUAUCAACACCACUUAAAAAUGUAUUAAUGAAACAAUUUCGUACUCGGAAUUUACGAAUUGAUCCAUUAGAUAAAACAUUGUUAUUAGCAUUAAAAUCAAAUGAUUAUCAUAUUGGUCCAAUUGAUAGAACUUUAUAUUAUGCGGUUACAGAAACUUAUCAAAAACUUGCACGAGAUAUUGGAAUAUUCUAUCAUGAUUUAAUCGAAGUCAUUUUUGUACGUCUACAAAGAAACAUACAACAACAUGAAUCGUUGAACGAAUAUAUCGAUGAAUGUAGAGUAUUAAAUAUUACACCAAAAUUUGAAAACCUAAUAGAACAGAUGGAUUUAACUUCAUUAUUUAAAUAUAAAACAUCGCAAAUGCGGCUUUUAGAAAAACUUUUCAACUUUUACGCUUUGCGUGAUGAAUAUCGUUAA
Rotaria sp. Silwood2 is the source of this 843-nucleotide messenger RNA. NCBI's taxonomy places the organism in Eukaryota, Metazoa, Rotifera, Eurotatoria, Philodinida, Philodinidae. The record is from the annotation of a GenBank genome assembly.